AUGGAUGAAGAUAGAGUCAAGGCUUCGAGAAAGAGGGUCCUUUCCGAAGAGGAUCUCGCGCUUCGGAGCGGCAAGAAAUUGAAGGGUGACGUCAUGGUUGACUUGACCAUGGAUGAAAGUAUGCAGGAGAAGGGAGAGGGGGGAUCCGUAUCCCAGUCGUUCCCGGGGGGGAUUCCGGAUGAGAUCAAGGUGGGGUUGAAGAUUAACUCCCCAUCAGUGUCAUCGUAUAAGGACAAGCUCCUUAGGUUAAAUGGGAAAGGAGGUCAAGCUGAUUGUGAAGAGGAGGACUGGAUCAUGAAGCAAAAGAAAGAUGAUGAAGAAGCAGAUCUCAUGGAGGGGCUGUCUCAUGAUCUUCUCGAAGAUCCACUCUGUCCUAGGUACACCUUCUCACUGGAAGAGCACAAAAGCGAUUGUGAGAUAUGGAGGAAGGCUCUUAUCAUUAAGAUGCUUGGUAAACGAAUAGGGACCAUAUUCCUGAUGUCAAGAUUGGUAAGGUUGUGGUGUCUGGUAGGUCCUCAUGAACUUAUUGAUCUUGAUAAUGGCUAUUUACUCCUGAGAUUUCAAGACGAUAGUGACUAUCGCCAUGUACUGGAAGAAGGACCAUGGAUAGUGAAUGAUCACUAUGUGACCGUGCAAAGGUGGAGGCCAUUCUUCGAUCCUUAUGAUAAGGAUUUCAGGAAGCUUGCUAUGUGGGUUAGGAUUCCAGGACUACCUAUUGAGUUAUAUACAGCUAGGCAUCUCUUGAGAAUUGGAAACAUCUUUGGUAGAACACUUAAGGUUGACAGAAAUUCACUCAGGAAGAGUGAUGUGGGGGAAGGUGUGAUCACCGAAAGAGGGAAAUUCGCUCGAAUUUGUGUAGAAGUGGAUUUGAGGAGGAGCUUCCUGUCCAAGUUCAAAAUUGGCAGUAAAGUAUACCAUGCUGGGUAUGAGGGCUUACACCUCAUUUGCUUCAAGUGUGGGGUGUAUGGUCAUAGAAAGGACCAGUGCUCAGUUGACCAAGGAACAACUAGCAACAUUGGAAAAGAGGUUACAGGUAAGGAUGUUGUUGAUCCUGGGAAACCAGAGAAAGUUAUGGUUAAAGAGGAACAGGAGGAGGCAUUUGGUAGUUGGAUGGUGGUCCAGAGGCAAGCUAGAGGGUGCAAGCUUAAGGCUAAGCCUGUUAAGCAAGGGGCUGUUGAUCUGGAGGUUCAGAGUUCUUCUCCCAAUUCUGGGAUCCUGCUUGAGGCCAACCUCACUAAGGACAUAGGUGAGGCUGUUUCAAUUUCCCCCAGUCAGGAACAGGACCCAGGUAGUCAGCCUUAUCCAGUCUCUUGCAGUGAUCACUCGAAUAAGGGUAUGGACCUUCCACCUGCGAAGGCUUCCAAUGAAGGAGCUCCUGCUGGGGUUGGUAUGCAGAACAAGUCUAAGUCCCCGAAGAGGACCCUUGCUAAGGAGACUAAGGAUAAAGCCAAACCUCAGGCCAAAGUAGCUUUGAGGAAAUCUGGAGCCGAGAACAUCCCUCCAAAUUCUGGCCUGGAUGGUAGCUUAAAGGUUCCUGGGAAGAGUAAGGCUAGGAGUAAAACAAUCCAGGAAGUGAAGGAGCCCUCUGCUCCUGGGAGCAGCACUCAUGCCAGGAGAGAGCAAGGUGUUACUAUUCAGAGUCUAUUGGGUAAUUCUGUGCCCAAAGGGGUUGGGAAGAAAAGUUUCCCACCUCUCAUUAAGGAUUUAAGUCAUAGGUUUAAUAUUGGUAUUAUGGCUUUGCUGGAAGUCAAGAUUGGUGGCUCUAGAGGAGAUAGUAUCAUUAAGCAGUUGGGUUUCUCUAAGUCUUUUAGAAAUGACCCUGUUGGGGUCCAGUAUCUGGAUUCUAUGAAGUCUGAUCUUAUUACUUUUAUAUAUGGUAGUCCAAGGAGGAUGGAGAGGAAGGUUCUGUGGGAGGAAUUAAUCUCCUUAAGUCUUUCGGUUGAUUCUCCUUGGCUGGUUAUGGGUGAUUUUAACUCUAUAUUAUCUGGUUCUGAGAAGGUUGGGGGGAAGGAGGUGUGUUGGAAUAGUAUGGCUGAGAUGCGACAUUGCUUGAUUGACUGUAAUAUCAAUGAUAUGGGGUUCAAAGGGUCUGACUUCACAUGGAAGAGAGGAAAACUCCAUGAGAGGCUUGAUAGAGCUUGCUCCAAUGAAGAAUGGAAUAUAGCCUGGCCUAACAGGAUAAUUUCUCAUCUCCCUUAUUUUGAUUCAGAUCAUAGACCUCUCCUGUUAGUUAAUGAUGGUAAUUUCAAAACUCGAGUUCUCCAGAAAUUUUAA
Molecule: messenger RNA, 2274 nt
Organism: Gastrolobium bilobum
Lineage: Eukaryota; Viridiplantae; Streptophyta; Magnoliopsida; Fabales; Fabaceae
Exons: 3
Coding region: 1-2274 (757 amino acids)
Molecular function (GO): zinc ion binding; nucleic acid binding
Source: RefSeq, a predicted model, not a curated record